Capsicum annuum is the source of this 3946-nucleotide messenger RNA. RefSeq names its product autophagy-related protein 18f. Lineage: Eukaryota; Viridiplantae; Streptophyta; Magnoliopsida; Solanales; Solanaceae. Gene Ontology annotation, cellular component: cytoplasm. The transcript has 8 exons. Gene Ontology annotation, biological process: autophagy; response to starvation. The record is from RefSeq and is a predicted model, not a curated record. Gene Ontology annotation, molecular function: protein binding. The coding region runs from base 1088 to 3727 and encodes 879 amino acids.
GAGAGAAAAAGAGACGUAAAGUUGGAGACUUUAUAAUUUCUUCAAUCAUCUUUGUUCAUUAUCUCAUCUUUUGAAAAAUUAUCGUUUCUUCAUUUUCUUGAAUUGCUAUUUUUAGCUAAUAAUAUGUAUACAUAUACCUUCUAAUUUUCUUUCAUUAAAUUGUUUUUUAUAAAAUAUAAUUUGGGAAGAAUCUAUUUUUCUUUCUUUUCAAGAAUUGAAACCCCUUUAUGAUUCUUCAAUUUCCAAGAUCAUAAUCUUGAUCCAAAUUUGUAUAUAUUCUUUGUUUAAAAAAGUAAAUAAAUAUUUAUUUAUUAUAUUUGAUUGAUGAAUUUGAUGUAUAGGUAGAUAUAUAUAUAGAUAGAUACAACAAAAGAAGUUUUUGAAAAAUUUGUUGUGUUUAGGAGUUAAAGUUUGGAUUUUUAUUUGUUUUUCUGAUAAUCUUGGCGUCCGAGCCAGCUUUCGCCACGGGGUUUAAAAGUUUGGAUUUUCUUGAUAACCGUGGUGUCUGAGUCGGCUUUUAUUCACCUCGAUUAAAUUCAGGUGAGUUAAAAGUUUGGAUUUCUAUUAGGUGGGUGUUCGGGCCAGCUUACGUCUAAGAGGAGAUAAAGUUUGGAUUUUUAUUAGGUGGGUGUUUGGGUCAACUUACAUGCACCUCGACUAAUCUAAGAGGAGUUAAAGUUUGAAUUUUUAUUAGGUGGGUGUCCGGGCUAGCUUACGCACCUCGACUAAAUCCAGGGGGAGUUAAAGUUUGGAUUUUUAUUAGGUGGGGUUUGGUUUGUUGUGUUCUUUAUUGUAAAGUAGUGGGAGUUGUAGAAGAAGACAGAUUUGGAGUUCAUAAGCGUUGUGAGUUGGAUGAAGCGGUGUGUUUUAUGCAGUUGUGGGUUUGGAUUUUACUGGUGAUUGAUAGACAUCUGUAAUGAGUUCCUCUUUGUAACGCCUUUUACGCCUAGGGAUUAUCAAGAACGGUGGUAUAUAUAGGGAGGUAACAUAAGGGGUGUUAUGAUCAGAAGAGUUGAGAGUAAAAGAUUCAAGAAUCAGAGAGCUUUUUUCGAUUUUCGUGUUGAAUUUGUUUUGUGGGGGAUUGGAAAUGAGGAAUGAUGAACAGAAGUCAGCUGUUGAAGGUGGGAAUGUUGGACUAGGUAGGAGGCAAAAUGGUGUUUUUCCGGUGUCGUUUAGAGCUCUAUCCAAGAUUGUAUCAUCUGGUGCUUCAACUGUUGCCUCCACAGUGAGAUCAGCUGCUUCGGCUAUCGUGGAGAAGGACAACGAUUCCGGCCAUGAUCAGGUUCUCUGGGCUGGGUUUGACAAGUUGGAAUCUGAGAGAGGUACAACUCGGCAAGUUUUGCUCCUGGGGUGUCGGUAUGGCUUCCAGGUUUGGGAUGUUGAAGAUGGUGGUAGUGUGUGCAACUUGGUUUCCAGGCAUGACGGUCCUGUUUCUUUCACACAAGUGUUACCAAAGCUAAUAGCAUCAAAGAAUCGUGAUGACAAAUUUUCUGUUAAUCGCCCAAUGUUGAUACUUUGUGCCGAUGUAUCUUUUUCUGGUGGUAGGACCAGUGGGGAGAGCGUAGGAACUCCUUGUGAUGGGACCGUCCUACAUUAUCAUAACCAAGCAAGACCCCCCUUUGUGCCCACUGUUGUCUGGUUUUAUUCCAUGAGAUCUCACUCUUACGUGCAUCAAUUGAGGUUCAGAACAGUUGUUCACUCGGUGAGGUGCAGCCCCCGAGUGAUUGCAAUCUUACAAGCAGCUCAGAUACACUGUUUUGAUGCUGCAACUCUGGAGAGGGAAUAUACUAUUGUCACCAAUCCUGUUGUCACGGGAUUUCCUGGGUCUGGGAACAUUGGUGUGGGGCCUCUUGCAGUAGGUCCCAGGUGGAUAGCCUAUAGUGGAAGUCCUGUUUCCGUCUCGAAUUCUGGUCGAGUCAAUCCACAGCACCUUACUCCUGCUAGUUUCCCAAAUCCAGCUCCAAAUGGGAGCCUUGUUGCUCAUUAUGCAAAGGAAUCAAGCAGGCAACUUGCUGCUGGUAUUGUGACUCUAGGGGACAUGGGGUACAAGAAGCUGUCGAGGUACUAUUCUGAGCUCCGGCUAGAUGGUAAUUCUUCUCAGCCUGUGAAUGCUCGUGUAAAGAUAUCAGGAGCUGCUAAUGGUCAUUUUCAAGAUGUAGACAGUGUUGGAAUGGUCAUAGUUAGGGACAUCGUCAGCAAAACUCUUAUCGCUCAGUUUAGGGCACAUAAAAGUCCUAUUUCAGCUUUAUGCUUUGAUCCUAGCACUACUCUUCUGGUGACUGCUUCAGUUCAAGGUCAUAAUAUCAAUGUAUUUCGGAUAGCCCCUGUACUAUCUGAAAGUACCUGUGUUACUGAUCCCGGGUCUUCGUACGUCCAUCUGUAUACGCUGCAGCGCGGUGUGACUAACGCAGUCAUACAAGACAUAAGUUUUAGUAGUGAUAGCCGGUGGAUUAUGAUAAGUUCUUCCAGAGGAACUAGCCAUCUUUUUGCGGUAUCUCCUUCAGGGGGACCAGUUGAUUUUCGCACAUCAAAUGCAUGUCUUAGUGCUUGUGCUAAUGGCUCCGGGCUGAUGGCUAAGCCUGCAGUUCAGAGGACCGUAAAUUCGGGACUUCAAGCGCUUAAUCAGCAAAACAUUGGUAGAUCACCGGUGACACUUUCUGCUGUUGGCCGAAUAAGGAGUGGAAGUAAUGGUUGGAAAAGUACUCUAAGUGGUGCUGCCGCUGCUGCAACUGGAAACGUGAGCUCUCUAUCUGGGUCCAUCGCUUCAGCUUUUCAGUACAACAAAAACUAUAACAACCAAUAUACAGAUGCAGCCUUUCCAAAAUCAGAUUAUCACCUGCUGGUUUUUUCUUCUCCUGGCUGUGUGAUACAGUAUGCUUUACGUAUGUGUUCUUGCCUAGAUUCUCUUACAACCACCAAUCCUGCAAUGGCUACACCAUAUCAGUCAGGUGUUGAAGUUGAUGCAAGAUUAAUCGUAGAUGCAAUCCAGAAGUGGAAUAUUUGCCAGAAACAUAAUCGCAAAGAGCGAGGUGGUAAUAUUGAUAUAUACGGUGAAUUUGGAGACUCUGAUAGCGGUAGAGUAUUUCCUGAAGGAAUGAAGGUAGAAAAUGGUCUCGAUUCCAAGACUAGGAAUACUACAACCACAGAAGAAAAGAGAAGUUCCAAUGAAAGACAUCAUAUGUAUAUAUCUGAAGUGGAGCUUGAAAUGCAUAAACCUCAGAAUCCAUUGUGGGCAAAAGUGGAGAUGUAUUUUCAAUCAUUUGUUGCAAACGAGAUUAAUACAGGUGAUGUUUAUGCUUUUGGAGGAGAGGCUGAGAUAGAAGAAUUUCCAACUCAUUUAGUUGAGGCGAGAAAAAAAGAUUUAGUUCCAGUUUUUGAUUAUAUUCAAUCUUCCAAGUCCCAACAAGGGAGGGUAUCUGUUAACGGUGACAAUAGCCAACAGUCACUGGUCUCCGAUAACUGCAAUAUUAUGGCUAAUGGUGUUGAUGGAUCGCACCAUUCCAUGAACGGUCCCAGGAGCGAAGUUCACUGCGGCCUAGAAGUAAAUGGGUUGGUGGAUGGUCUUGCAAUGACAAGUCAAACUGCUAAUGGCUUUGUAAAUAGUAGCGAGAGCCCUAAAGCGGAUGCUGAGCUAGAUUUUGUAAAUAAUGUGAAGUUUGUAAAUAAUAACCUAGAUGGCACAGAAAUGGAGAAUCAUCUCGAAGAUGAAGUUGACGGCGUUGAUUGAAGGUGUUCGUUAUUCGUUUAUUAUGCGGAAGGUUGCUGUAAGUGUUAAUAUUGUGGGGGGUGAAAAAUGUAGUUGGAAAGAGUUUUUAGGCUCCUUGAUUGAUCCAAUGAACAAAAUGUGGAUGCUUUAACUUUGUAACUAUUUAGGCACUGAAACUUGCCCAAUAAACUAGUUGUAAUAUGUAAAUAAAUGCCUGGAUCAUGCAACUUGUUUCUCUCA